AUGGAGGACUUCCUGCGGGGGAUGCAGCAAUCAACUCUCACCACCUCGGUUUUAUUCACAACGCCAACGUCGAUACCUAUUGUAGCUGGCGCUCAGGAAGCUCUUCGAGAUACACUGCAACAAGCGACCAGCCUGCAACAUGCAGCGGCGGCUGUCGCGACCAGUACAUCUAGCGACAAUGUUCAGCUCACAUCCUCCAAUGAUUCGACGAUAAAUGGUGUGGUGAUAGGAUUAUUAAGUUCAUUUGGUUCGGCCAUCUUGAUAGCUUUUAUCUUCCUGAUUGUUUAUUUCUUCAAAUACACCAGUAGUGGAAGGAUUUUGCUGGAUCGGAUCGGAAGGCCGGGAGAAUACGACGAUGAACAGGCUUUAGCAAAGGAAGAGGCGGAAGCCUUGGAAGAAAUGGAUGAUUUACAAAGAACUGAAUAUUUAAGAGCCAAAGCAUUCGUACAAUCAAAUCCACCCGAUUCAUUACCAACCGACAUUUCCCUCUCACAAUACUUGGCAAUCCAGGAGAAAGGUGUCUCUGCUUGGGAGUUUGAACCAGAGUUGGAGAUUGCCAAUUGUUUUGUAGAGGCUAGGACGGAAAUUGAAUUCUUCGAUAGCGAAUGUUGCACUCUGACGAAUUUACCGGUACCAAAACAGAACGAGGUUUACUAUUGGGAGUCUAAGAUUUACGAUAAGCCGGAAAAUACACUUAUUAGCAUCGGAGUGGCUACAAAGCCUUAUCCUUUGUUCAGGUUACCAGGCUGGCAUAAGUAUUCCGUAGCUUAUACAUCUACUGGACAUCGAAGAUAUAAUCAACCUUUUAGCGGACCGGUAUAUGGACCACAAUACGUUCAAGGGGAUGUCAUCGGAGUAGGAUAUCGACCUCGAACUGGUACAAUAUUCUUCACCCGAAAUGGAAAGAAACUCGAAGAUGUCGCACAUGGUCUGAAAUCACAGAAUCUUUUCCCAGCUGUUGGGGCAAAUGGUCCUUGCACAGUACAUGUCAAUUUUGGACAAUCUGGUUUUGUUUUUAUUGAAGCAAAUGUUAAGAAAUGGGGUUUAGCACCUAUGACUGGUAGUCUUGCUCCUCCACCUCCAUAUGGUAGUGAACAAGGAAGCAUUCUUUUAGAGGCAGGACGAGAAGGUGCACAAAGUAGCAACGGCCAUUACCAACCAGAUCCAAGACAUGGACGAACUCGAAGUGGAAAUUUUAGGCAUGGUCCACCUACAAGUCCUGGACCAAUACGAUCACCCACAGAUAUUUCUUUAGCUCAACUUACACACUUUCCUUCACACGAAGAGCCCGGUGAGGCUUCGAAUAGUUCUACGCCAGCACCUACAGGAGGUGCUACACAACAAACUGGAUUAGGCGUACACGAUAAUGCACAACCUCCUCCAGAAUAUACAAGUCCUUUACCAUCCGUAGCAGGAAGUCCUCGAGGAAGUACAGAUAGUGAAAGGACACCAAUGCUACGAAGAAAAACAACACCUCCACCAAUACCAAGUUAUAAUGAUGCAGUAGCACAAAGGAAUCGAAGUCAAAGUUAUCGGGAUAGAAGCGGAAACCGAAGAGAAAGAAGUGAUAGUCAUCGAGCUCGACAUGGUGAUGGAAACCCUUCUCAAUCAUGA
This is a messenger RNA of Botrytis deweyae, 1614 nucleotides long. RefSeq lists its product as uncharacterized. The coding region runs from base 1 to 1614 and encodes 537 amino acids. The record is from RefSeq and is a predicted model, not a curated record. The transcript is spliced from 3 exons. Lineage: Eukaryota; Fungi; Ascomycota; Leotiomycetes; Helotiales; Sclerotiniaceae. Gene Ontology annotation, molecular function: protein binding.